This is a messenger RNA of Brugia malayi, 189 nucleotides long. RefSeq lists its product as uncharacterized. The coding region runs from base 1 to 189 and encodes 62 amino acids. The transcript has 2 exons. The record is from RefSeq and is a predicted model, not a curated record. Lineage: Eukaryota; Metazoa; Nematoda; Chromadorea; Rhabditida; Onchocercidae.
AUGAAUUUCAUCCCAAACUUAGGCACAAUAAACCUUACAUGGUUUCAAUGGCAAAGACAGGUCCGAAUACCAGUGAUCUCAAUUUUUCAUUACAGUUAUUCCUGCAGAUUGGUUAGAUGGCAAGAAUACCCUCUUCGGACAGGUUUUAGCAGACGACUACGGAAGGGAAACAACAAUGGAAGGUUUUGA